AUGAUUCCACAGCCAUCGUCUGCGGACCCGCUACAAGUGAAGCUUGGGGUCGCACGUCGAGCUUCUCGAGGCUCUCGUAGCUCGGUCGCGCUUGAUAUCAUCCGAAGUGAGGGUGAGCACUAUUGGCAAGCCUACAUUAAGGUCGACGAGUUGUCGGUACGCGAGCCUAAAAGUCGUAUUUCAGCUGCAAAUCUCGAGCAAAGCCAAGGUCUCGAGCUGAACGAUGUUGGAGAGGCUCGUAAAGUUUGUGGGUACAACCGUCUGUCGCCACCUAAGACUGUGCCGGAUUACAUUCUGUUCCUGCAGCAGUUCCUCAACAUGUUCAUGUUACUCCUAUCGACGGCUGCAAUUCUCAGUUUAAUCGCCUACUUCAUCAACACGUCGACAGAGAUGAACCUCUACUUGGCCAUCCUCCUGUUCGCGGUUGUACUUGGUACUUGCACAGCUACAUUUCUUCAAGAACGGUCGACUGGAAAGACAAUGGAUUCAUUCAAGAACAUGCUCCCAGCUCAGAGUACCGUCGUUCGCGACGGUAUCAGCCAAACUAUCCCAGCUGAAGAGUUGGUGGUUGGUGAUCUAGUGUGGGUUCGAAACGGUGACAAGGUUCCAGCAGAUCUGCGAAUUCUUCAAUGCAACAACCUCAAGGUGGAGAACUCUUCUCUAACGGGUGAAUCGGAGCUGAUUACCCUUACAUCGGAUGUUCAGGAUCACUCGGUAGCCCACCUGGAGUGCAAGAACAUAGCAUUCAAUGGCUCGCUAUGCUUCGAUGGAGCUGCGUUGGGUUUGGUGUUGACGAUUGGAGACAAGACCGUUCUCGGCCAAAUCGCCAAGCUAUCAACGUCGGCAGCUCUUCCUGAGACCAACAUGCAGCGUGAAGUUAAGGCUUUUGUUCGGUUUAUUGCGAUACUAGCCUUCGUCAUGGCCAGCAUUCUAUUCAUCCUCGGUGUCGUUCACAAGAACGGAAAGGAUGUUUUGAUCACAUUCGUUGAUGGUUUUCUGGUGAUUCUCGUGGCCAAUGUACCUCAGGGUCUUCACGUCACAGUCACCUCUUUGUUGACAAUUACUGCAGGGCGGUUGGCAGCAAAGAAUGUGUUUGUGAAGCGGUUGGACUGCGUCGAGACACUGGGCUCCAUUUCACUGAUCGCUACCGACAAGACGGGAACGCUAACCAAAAACGUCAUGACCGUCACCGAUGUCUGGACUGGGCGCGAAUUUAUUGCUCAACCAUCCGAGCAAUGCACAGAUAUCGUGCCGGAUAACACGACGGAUUUUCUGACUGGCAUGACGCCCAAAGCUCUUCUAACUCGUGGUGCAGCGCUGUGCAACCGUGCAGCUCCAGACGUAACUCACCCUUCGAGUAUUCAAAUUACCAUUGAUGAGUCCGUGGGUUCUGGAGGUGAGAUGAAAAGUGAGUCACCCGUACGCAGUCCGAAGAUUCGGAGUCCCUCGAUGGUGCGGAGACAACGAACGUUAACUACAACCAGACAGUACACCGGUAACCCAUCGGAUAUCGCGUUGCUUCGCUUUGCGGAUCUCAACUUCUCGGCGGAUAUUACGCGUGACGAGUAUCCACUGAUCUUCGAGAUCCCUUUCAACUCGACCAACAAGUGGCAGCUUGUUAUUGUACCGGCACCAGGUGAGAAAACCACUCAACGUAGCUUCGAUGUUUUCAUGAAAGGUGCUCCCGAAGUGAUCAUCAAGCGAUGCAGCACGUUCAUGUCUGCUACCGGAGAAGAGAUUCCUCUGGAUGAAUCACUGAUAAGUGAAUUUUCCCAUGCAUACGAGACGUUUGGAAGAAAAGGACGACGUGUAAUUGCACUGGCAACGCGGCGCUUUGAGGCUUCUAACAGGCACUUCACGGCUGAAGAGGGAAAUUUUCCCUCGGAGAACCUGUGUUUUGUGGGAAUCACCGCAAUUAUGGACCCUCCACGUGACGAUGUUCCUGAUGCUAUUGCAAAGUGUAAGGCUGCUGGGAUCAAGGUGUUCAUGGUUACUGGUGACCAUCCGUUGACUGGACGGGCCAUAGCUGCGGAAAUUGGACUUCUAAACGAUGACGGGCGUAUCCUCGACUUGCUGGAACCUCCCACUACUAAGAAAUCUGUAAAGUUACCGGACGACUUCGAUACGUACACCGGUGCAGUCGUCCACGGCGGCUUCGUCAAUUUACUGGCAAGCGAAGACUUGAAGGCCAUUCUACGCUUACAUUCGGUUGUGUUUGCUCGGACCACGCCUCAACACAAGCUCCAGAUAGUUAAGGCCAGCCAAGAGAUUGGAGAAUGUGUUGGUGUGACUGGUGAUGGAGUUAAUGACGCGCCUGCUUUGAAGCAGGCGGAUGUGGGUGUUGCGAUGGGAAAGAACGGCAGUGACGUCGCCCGUCAAGCCGCAGAUAUCAUCCUGAUGGACGACAACUUCUCAUCGAUCGUACGCGGCGUCGAACAAGGACGUAUCAUCUUCGAUAACGUCAAGAAGACGAUCGCGUACACGUUGACGCACUUGUGGCCUGAGAUUCUGCCACUAGCUAUCUACCUGGCGCUCGGAAUGCCUACAGGAAUGACAGCGCUUCAGAUUUUGAGUAUUGAUCUUGGAACCGAGCUCGGGCCUGCAGUUUCUAUCGCUCAUGAAGGAGGGGAGCACGACAUCAUGCAGCGUCCGCCUCGUAACAUCAAGAAGGACAAGCUGAUCUCCAAGUCUCUUCUGGUCUACUCGUAUAUCGUCGCGGGAAUGAUCAAUGCUGGUGGCUGUCUGCUCGCUUACGCUGCGGUGUUCUGGCGUUACGAUGUCUCGUUCUCGGACUUGUUCAUGAGCGCAGAGGACUAUUGGAUCAAGAACGCCGAACCACUGUGUGUCACAGACAUCAAGUGUUUCGACGCUAACGAUCAGAUGCGUAUACUGGCAGAAGCCUGUGCGUCGUGGUACAUUGCUCUAGUUACGUGCCAGUUCUUCCACAUCUGGAUGGUCAAGACCCGACGCACUUCGGUGAUCAACGCCGGGAUCUUCAAGAACAUAGUUACCGUGUAUGGUGGAGCGAUCGAGAUUCUGAUCGUUGUGCUGGUCGUGUAUGUUCCUGGCAUCCAAUCGUUCUUCGGAACUGCAACCGUGGACUAUGUGCCGUGGUUGAUUGGCUGUGGCGCUGGUACCAUCACGUGUCUGUACAGCGAAGCCAUUAAGGCUCUGGCUAGACGACAAGUUCCUGGCAAAGAACACCGCCUCGCUCAAUGGGUAUCCUGGUAAUUUACUUCAGUACAGGUUGGUAAUUAUCUCGAUCGAUGCUACCAAUAGAGCUCACAAGUGCAUUACGUUGAACUGUUGGGCUAAAUCAAAUACAAGUUACUCCUUGCAACAUCUCGAA
Molecule: messenger RNA, 3349 nt
Organism: Phytophthora nicotianae INRA-310
Lineage: Eukaryota; Oomycota; Peronosporomycetes; Peronosporales; Peronosporaceae
Exons: 1
Coding region: 1-3231 (1076 amino acids)
Biological process (GO): intracellular potassium ion homeostasis; intracellular sodium ion homeostasis; sodium ion export across plasma membrane
Cellular component (GO): membrane
Molecular function (GO): ATP hydrolysis activity; P-type sodium:potassium-exchanging transporter activity; ATP binding
Source: RefSeq, a predicted model, not a curated record